This is a messenger RNA of Hyla sarda, 2782 nucleotides long. RefSeq names its product collagenase 3-like. The record is from RefSeq and is a predicted model, not a curated record. Bases 37 to 1455 code for a protein of 472 amino acids. The transcript is spliced from 10 exons. Gene Ontology annotation, biological process: extracellular matrix organization; collagen catabolic process; proteolysis. Gene Ontology annotation, cellular component: extracellular matrix. Gene Ontology annotation, molecular function: zinc ion binding; metalloendopeptidase activity. NCBI's taxonomy places the organism in Eukaryota, Metazoa, Chordata, Amphibia, Anura, Hylidae.
GCAACCAGCAGAGGAUCAGUGCAUAAGAAACCAAACAUGACACCUAGAAUAUCAGCCAUCAUUGUGUUGUUGGCCGGUGUCACCUUUUGUUAUUCCAUCCCUAUUCCGGUGGAGGACAGCGAUGAAGUCAAUGAGAAAGAUCUUCGCUUUGCACAGAAAUAUCUAAGCACUUUGUACAGUUCUGCAUCCAACCCCAUUGGGUUUCUAAGAAAGAAUGGAGCUAAUAGUGUGGUGGCCCAGCUAAAGGAGAUGCAGGCCUUCUUUGGUCUGGAUGUGACGGGUAAGCUGGAUGACGAAACGUUGGAAAUUAUGAAACAGCCAAGAUGUGGAGUUCCAGAUAUAGGAGAAUACAACUUCUUUCCAAGGAAACUUAAAUGGCCACGACACAACCUCACCUACAGAAUUGUUAACUACACCCCAGAUUUACCACCCGCAGACGUGGACAGGGCUAUUAAGAAAGCAUUGAAAGUAUGGAGUGAUGUCACCCCAUUAAACUUUACCAGACUGCGCUCCGGCACUGCUGAUAUUAUGGUUUCCUUUGGAAAAGAAGAGCAUGGAGACUACUACCCCUUUGAUGGCCCCAAUGGUUUGCUAGCUCACGCUUUUCCCCCUGGAGAGAAAAUUGGAGGAGACACUCACUUUGAUGAUGACGAAAUAUUCACCAAUGACUUUAAAGGCUAUAACCUGUUUAUUGUGGCUGCGCAUGAAUUUGGCCACGCUCUGGGCCUUGACCAUUCCAGAGAUCCAGGAUCCUUGAUGUAUCCAGUUUAUAGUUACGCGGAUACCACCGGCUUCGUUCUUCCUGAUGAUGAUGUGCAAGGGAUUCAAGAACUAUAUGGACCUGGUCAUAGAGACCCAAACCCAAAACACCCAAAAACACCUGAAAAGUGUGACCCAGACCUAGAGAUUGAUGCAGUCACUGAACUAAGAGGAGAAAGGUUUAUCUUUAAGGACAGGUUCUUUUGGAGGGUUCAUCCACAGAUGACAGAUGCAGAGUUAGUUUUGACUAAGUCUUUUUGGCCUGAACUUCCAAACAAAAUUGAUGCUGCUUAUGAAUAUCCACAGAAGGAUCUGGUAUACAUAUUUAGAGGGAAAAAGUUUUGGGCUCUCAAUGGAUACGAUAUAAUGGAGGACUAUCCUAAAAAAUUAUAUGAGCUUGGUUUUCCAAAAACUCUGAAAUCUAUAGAUGCAGCUGUUCAUAAUGAUGCAAAUGGCAAAACAUAUUUCUUCACUGGAGAAAAGUAUUGGAGCUAUGAUGAAGAAAGUAUGAGAAUGGAUAAAGGAUACCCCAGGCUGAUAGCAGAUGACUUCCUAGGUAUUGGGGAAAAGGUGGACGCAGCUUAUCGAAGAAAUGGUUAUAUCUACUUCUUUAAUGGACCCCUUCAAUUUGAAUACAGCACCUGGAGUAAGAAAGUGACCCGAUUACUGAAGACCAACUCCAUUCUUUGGUGUUAAUUCUGGGCAUAACCACUGUUCUCCAUCACGGCAGACCGCUGAGGAGCCAUGUGCCAAGUUUGCCGUCAGGAGCCUGUGCUUUAUAUGGCGCAGGAUUUACAAUGAAUAUUACUAAUUUGUCUCAUGGUCCAUUCUGUACAACGCACAGACACUACAGACGUUCCUUGCUUGCUCUUUUAUUUUGUAUCAUGUUGGUAUGAGUGAUGUUAGUUAUUUAUAGUUUUUAUAACUUCCAGAAAUCCAAUAUGUUACUAUUCAUUUUAUUAGAAAAUAUGGAGUGAAGUACUCUGCACAUUGUGUCACCAUAGGGAUUUUUGACAAUGUGGGGGUAAAGUGCAACUUCAGUUUUUGAGUAAAUGUUACCCAAUUGCUAUUGUGUGGUAUAGGUGGUAGUCUAGCACCCACACUGAUAAGCUGAUUAAAGGGGCCACGGUGCUUGUGUGAGUGCUGCAUCCUCUUCAUUGCCUUCCAGGCACAGUUCCAUACAUGCAGCUUGUCCUAUUGAAGUAGGGGAUUUGAAGCUCUUUCUUAGAAAACAGAGCACUAACUCCCUAUGGAGAUAUAUUAACACAUUAAUCAGCUAUUUUGGACACUUAAAGGACCCUGUUAGACCUCCAUAUAUUUGGAGACCAUUGUUGUAGACCAUCUAUAUUAGUGGUCUCCAAACUAUGGACCUUCAGAUGUUUGGAGACCACUGCUGUAGACUGUAGACCAGUGGUUUCUAAACUGCAGACCUCAAACUAUUGCAAAACUACAACUCCCAGCAUGCUGGAAGUUUUAGUUUUUCAACAGCUGGAGGUCCACCGCUUGAUCUGAUCUAAAACAAACUUCUAUCUUCCCAUAGCUAAUGUCUAAUCUCCUGCAUAUAUCAAUGCAUGUCCGCACUCUCAAUAUAGAAACCUAUAAGUUAUAGGGCAGAGCCCUUAUUAACCAUAAUACUGCUGGCAGAGAACAAGCCGUGACCAAAUUAUUGGACCACUGUUUUGGAUGAUAUUUUGGAUGAUAUAUUUUUUUAGCUAUUUAUUAUAUCUUGUUUUAUGCAGUAUAAGGUUUUUGGUCCAAACUUUGUUUCUUUUUUGGGGUUUAUCGUAUUCAUAAGUAUACUGUGUUUUUAAUGUAGAAUAAUAACUUGUGUUUGUAGCAUAAGUGUCGGUGUCAACUAAAUUAACAACAUCCAUGAUUUGGAAACUUUCACAAGUGCUGUCUAUUCAAUAGGAGCUUGUGAUGACCCUGACUGCUUUCUUUCCUAUGGACAGGCGACAGAUCCACUUCAGUCACUUGUAUGUUCACUCUUCAUAUGUUUGUAUUUUUGCAAUUUGAAAAUAAA